GUUUUUUGGUCUCUUUCACUUUCUCUUCAAUUGUAUGUCUUCCAAUAAGAAAAUACACAAUGAUAACAAAGAUUUACAACAACGUAUGGAUAAACUAUUCAACAAUGAUAAACCUAUACCCAACGACGAUGAGCUUGCUCAACGAUUCAAAAACGUGUUUACCACUGCUCCUAGUGUGAAUGAAAAGAAACCAUUCAAUUAUACUGUCCCUGAUCAUGUUGAUGAUAAGGAGGUCGAACGGUUACUUCAAGAAGCAGAAACAUUACUUAAUCUAGAAGAUAGCGAAAAUGAUACUAAUGACGACGAUUAUUUGGCAGAUAUCCUCAACACAUCAUCAAAGGCACCCACCAUCAACAAAACAACAACAAAGGCAAAACUGGAUGCUUGGCAAGACGCAUUUCUAGGAAGUCCAAGCAAGGAAAGAGGUGAUAUUAUUCUCGACGACGAAGGUCAUCAAUUAUUAUGUCAGUUACAGGAUCAAGCCGCAGUGGAAAGUAAAUAUGCAGCUUUUGAACAACAAAGAGAUGAUGAUUUGGAACGGCGUUAUUUGGCUUUGAAAAAAGAUGGCAUCAUAUCUUCAUCAUCUUCAGCAACACAACAAAGUCAGGGUCCUCUUGGUGGAUCUGUACCCAAACCAUUGACCAUCAAUGAACUUCAUGAUGAAAUGGAUGAUUGGUGUUGUGUUUGCAACGAAGAUGCUACAAUUGAAUGUCAAGAUUGUGAUAAUGAUCGAUUUUGUCAACAAUGUUUUUAUGAUGGUCACCAAAGCGAUAUGGCGGAUUAUGAGUUUACAAAGCAUCGAGCGAAAAAAUAUUCCAAAUAGAAUAGUACUAGCAUGGAUAACUAAUAGUUUAUGAUUUAUUUAUUGGAAAUGAAAUAAACUUUUAUAUACCUUC
This is a messenger RNA of Halteromyces radiatus, 896 nucleotides long. RefSeq lists its product as uncharacterized. Lineage: Eukaryota; Fungi; Mucoromycota; Mucoromycetes; Mucorales; Cunninghamellaceae. The record is from RefSeq and is a predicted model, not a curated record. The transcript is spliced from 4 exons. The coding region runs from base 35 to 823 and encodes 262 amino acids.